AUGGCGUAUACUGCUUGUGGAAACAGGACUCAAAUUGACUACUCAUGGGCGGCACCACUCCUUGAACGCCCCAUCGACGCUGACCGCAAGGUCCGUAUCAUUUGUGUUGGUGCCGGUUUCAGCGGUAUUGGAUCUGCUAUUCACAUGAUCGAACACAUUCGCGAUGCUGAAUUCCAGAUAUACGAGGCUGCGGAUGAUAUUGGUGGAGUAUGGCAUCACAAUCGGUAUGCUGGGGCUGCCUGUGAUAUUCCAUCACACAGCUACCAAUUUUCCUUCUGCCAGAACACGCAGUGGUCGACUUUCUACGCGCCUGGUCCUGAAAUCCAUAACUACCUGAAGAAAGUAGUUGACCACUAUCAGCUUCGAAAGUUCAUCAAGCUCAAUCAUCGAGUUGUUGGGGCUAUCUGGUCUCAGGAGAAUGGGAAAUGGACUGUUAAGGUACAAAACCUCGAAACAGGGGCAGAGACAAUUGAUGAGGCCGACUUUGUUCUGUACGCCACCGGUUUUUUGUCCAACCCCAAGUGGCCUUCCAUCACAGGUGAACUAUUGGACCCCUUUGAGCGCCUACAGAAAGCAAUGUGA
Molecule: messenger RNA, 582 nt
Organism: Colletotrichum spaethianum
Lineage: Eukaryota; Fungi; Ascomycota; Sordariomycetes; Glomerellales; Glomerellaceae
Product: FAD-binding monooxygenase aflW
Exons: 2
Coding region: 1-582 (193 amino acids)
Source: RefSeq, a predicted model, not a curated record